AUGAGGCAGAUAAGAGACCUGGUUAAAGAGGACCAGGAGAGCCUGGUUACACGGUAUGGUCAAAUGAAGUCCCUUUAUGAGAAGUGCAAGGAGACCCAGGGCAGGAUGGUGCAGAAGGUCAGAGACACCCUGCAGCAGAGAGAGGACAUGAGGAGACGGAUGGAGGAGGCUUUUACCGCCAAGGACGCAGCCUUCAGUGUAACUGAGCAGCUAAGGGCUCACUGUGCCGUGCGUAUCUCUGAGCUGGAGGAGAGUGUGGGAUCUCACCAGGAGCUGAUGGCUGCCCUGAACAAGACCUACCCAGAACAGAUUGCAUUGAACAAGGCCUACGUGGAAUCCCUCAACUCUGCAUCUGAGCUCUUGAGAGGAACCAUGAGCGAUAACGACAGUCUGCAUCAAGAGCUGAAAACAGCCAGGCGUCUCCUCCAGAGGACAACUCCUAUACUGGUGAAGCUGAAUGAGAAAGCAGCCAACGCUAUAGGAGAGAGAGACCAGCACCUCUCAGAGAGAGACCAAGCUGUGGAGGAGAGAGAGCAGAUCCAAGAGGAACUGGACCAAACCAACGUGAGUCUCCAAGAUGCCAGACAGGAGGUUGGGGACAUGAAUCUGCAGGCCACCAUCAUCAAUUCAGAGUUGGGUGUUCUGCGUCAGAAGCUGAGUGAGGGAGAAGAGGAGCGAGUUCAGCUGGAGAGGAAGGUCACGGAGCUGUCUGCCACCGUCUCAUCUACCCUGGCCUCCUAUGCCUUCCUAGAGCAGGCCCUGGCUGCAGAGUCCACCAAGUUGCAACAGUCAUGGCAAGAAGUCCAGCAAGCUACCGACAGGGCCAACCAGUUGGAGGGUGCGUUGGUCCAGUCAGAGCAGCGUGUAUGUGAGCUGUCCCAGGCUCUGGCCCACAGCGAGGAGCAGCUGAGCCAGCUGCAGAGCCACUCCCACAGCCAGAGCCUGCAGCUGCAGAAGCUCCAUGAAGUGCACGUGCAGCUCAACAGCAUGAUGGAGAUGAACGAGUUCCUACAGAUGGAGAAUGAUAUGGCCAGGGAGCAGGUGGUGGAGAGUGAGAGGACCCUCCGGGCUAACCUACAGGGGCUCAGGGAGAGGAACAUCCAGUGUGAGGACCUGAAAGGGGCCCUCAGCCACCUCCAGGCUGAGAGGGAGGCUUUGCAGGCAGAGCUGGAGGACAGUCAGGCCAGAGCCCAGUCAGUCCAAUUGGACCUGGUAGAGCAGCUAGCCCAGGCUGUUACUGACGUCACCCUGCUACACCACACACUGAGACGACUGACCAACGAUGUUCACACUGCUCUGACCACCAAGGUAAUCACACACACCCUGUUACACCACACACUGAGACGACUGACCAACGAUGUUCACACUGCUCUGACCACCAAGGUAAUCACACACACCCUGUUACACCACACACUGAGACGACUGACCAACGAUGUUCACACUGCUCUGACCACCAAGAAGCCAGAGGUCUGUGGUAAAGAUGAGGUGUUCCAGCCCUCCCUCCAUGUUGAGCGUCAUCCCUCCACCUCCUUCGUGGACAGCAUCAUGGUGGCCAUCACCACUGACCUGGCCCAGGUCAAUGACACACAUCCCCCCUUAGACAUGACAGAUGAACCACAAGCUGAAGGGUUGGGCAGCGAGACCAGCGCCUUCACUCGCCUCGCACCCAUCACUCCUAAGAAGUGUCAGGUGGUGCCUCCAGGGGAGGAGCAGAGUAGCGUGGUGGAGCUGCUAGCAGACCUGGCUAACACAGUCUCUGAGCUCAGCUCCACCAUCACACAGCUACGACAGAGCAAGGACACCGAGCAGGAGGCACUGAACAACACCAUCUGUGGGCUGCAGGGGGAGCAGCAGGCCCAGGCCCACAGACACAGGGCUGAGGUAUCCGAGCUGAGGGGCCAGCUGAGCCGCCUCCAGACCCAGCUAGGCCGGGACCAGGUGGCUCUACAGAACAAGGCCCAGGAGGUAGACACUAUGAAGAGGAUCUGCAGCGAAGUGAAUGAGGCCAGGGAGUUUCUUUACAAGCACAAAUCUGAGAAGAAAGAGCUGCGUAGGGAGGUGGCAGACCUGCGCCGUUCACUGCACCAAUCACAGGUGGAGUCCCAGGCUCUAAGGGACGAGCUAAAAAAGACCGGUAACCAAUCAGCACACAGCAUGCAUUCCAUGGAUGACAAGAUCCGCCUACUGAAAGAGGUGGAAAGACUAAAGAGGACUCUGUUGGAAGCUGAGGAAGGAAGAGCAAAGCUUCUGGAGAGAGCCAAGAGACAUCAAAUGAUCCACGACACCAACCAGAAGAAAGUGGAGAAGGAACUUCGAGUCCUUGACGAUAUGAUUGAGACGGUCAGAAAGACAUUGUCUUCUGUUCCUGACGUUGUCAAGAACUGCAAAGAACUCAAGACUCUCGUCGAAUAUCUUGGUUAAUGUCAUAUUAUAAACUAGUUUUAAUCAGUUCUGUUUUUUAAAAUGUUUUCUUAAACCUAUUUGUACAAAUAAAAAAAUCUGGUAACACGU
Messenger RNA from Oncorhynchus masou masou (cherry salmon), 2511 nucleotides. RefSeq names its product sperm-associated antigen 5-like. Gene Ontology annotation, biological process: regulation of attachment of spindle microtubules to kinetochore; cell division. The transcript has 17 exons. Lineage: Eukaryota; Metazoa; Chordata; Actinopteri; Salmoniformes; Salmonidae. Bases 1 to 2421 code for a protein of 806 amino acids. The record is from RefSeq and is a predicted model, not a curated record.